AUGCUUCGAGUCAAGUCGGAAGGGUCUGAAAAUUUCACCAAUACCCGACAUCAAAUCCGAGGACAUCCGAAGGAAAGUGGAAAGAACGCUCAAGAACCUGGACAACAAUAUCUCAGACAUAGAGAGACCGUCACCGAAGACGACGCUCCUGGUAAAAGUCACGGAGAACCGACGAAAGAAAACGGGAGGGUGGAGAUCCCGGCAAACAAAGCGACAGAUCAGGAGAAAGAAAUCGAUGAUGAUGAAUACUCAGUCCUACUCUACGCCGAACCUGUACCAGAAGAUCGAGAAUCUACAAAUUCGGAAACCCAAAGACAGCGGAACCGAAAACCAGCAGUGGAGGAAAGAGUGCAGCUGAGGAGGAAACAAAAGAAGUAA
This is a messenger RNA of Necator americanus (New World hookworm), 378 nucleotides long. RefSeq lists its product as uncharacterized. Lineage: Eukaryota; Metazoa; Nematoda; Chromadorea; Rhabditida; Ancylostomatidae. The transcript is spliced from 2 exons. The record is from RefSeq and is a predicted model, not a curated record. The coding region runs from base 1 to 378 and encodes 125 amino acids.